AUGCAGCUCCUUACGCAUUUGCUCUCACUGGGCUUGGUUGUGACCUCGACAGUUUCUGCAUUCAAAGCCCCGAAAGCUACAAUCGAGUUCCAGAACAGCAAUGGAAGCCUUUUGCUCGCUUCAAAAGAAUCCGUCGUCAACGUCUUUGUCGACGGCGCAGACUGGCCCGGUGUCCUAAGAGCGGCUCACGACGUUGCCAUUGAUUUCGGUCGCGUCACCGGACUCAAUGGCACACUCACGGCUUCUGGGAAGGGAAACAAGAGUGCUGCAACUAUCUUCAAUGUCACUGGGAUUCGGCCAGAUUGGAGUGUGGGAUCUAGUGGCAAUGGAACAGGUUCCAGCACGGGAGCAGGCACUAUCAUUGCAGGCACAAUUGGAAACUCCAGUCUGAUCGAUGCGUUGAUCAAGAGUGGGAAGCUCGACGUUAGCAAUGUUGAGGGCGAAUGGGAGUCGUAUGUCAGUGCCGUGGUUGCAAACCCCAUGAAUGGCACCGAUGAGGCUUUGGUCAUUGCCGGCUCCGAUAAGCGCGGGACGAUUUACGGUCUAUAUUCAAUCUCAGAGCAAAUUGGCGUCUCACCAUGGUAUUGGUUUGCCGACGUAGCACCGAAGUCCCACGAUGCUAUCUACGCAGUCAAGUCUACAAAAGUCCAGAAAACACCAUCAGUCAAGUAUCGUGGGUUCUUCAUCAAUGACGAAGCCCCGGCCUUGACUGGAUGGGUCAAUGCAAGAUAUCCAAAGUCGCAGUGGAAUAGCGCCUUUGGCGCCCAGUUCUACUCGCAUGUCUUUGAACUUAUUCUACGAUCGAAGGGCAACUACCUCUGGCCAGCCAUGUGGAAUGGCAUGUUUGGCGCAGAUGACCUUCGCAACCAGCCCCUUGCCGACGAAUACGGUGUUGUGAUGGGGUCGUCUCAUACAGAGCCUAUGGUUCGUGCCACAAAGGAAUGGAGAAUCUUUGGCGAGGGUGGAGAAUCAGGUUGGCAGUGGGCUACGAACAAUGCCUCGCUUUACAAGUACUUCACCGACGGCAUCGAGCGCGCUAAGGACUACGAGAACGUCGUGACCGUUGGGAUGCGCGGUUACCACGACACGGCAAUGAGCUCAGAUGUCCAGACGUCGGUGCUAGAAGCUGUCGUCGAUGCCCAACAAGAAAUUCUCACAAAUGUGCUUGGCGAUGCUAGCAAAGUUCCACAGGUGUGGUGCUUAUAUAAAGAGGUUCAAGACUAUUUUGAGGCCGGUAUGAGGGUGCCCGACCAUGUCACUCUGCUCUGGACAGAGGACAAUUGGCAGAAUAUUCGAAGACUCCCCGUAGGCAAUGAGACCGAGCGUUCAGGCGGCGCUGGUGUAUACUACCACUUCGAUUAUGUUGGAGACACCCGAAACUUUAAAUGGCUUCCAACCAUUCAACUCCAAAAGACAUACGAACAAAUGCGUCUCGCAAAAGACCGCAAUGCUGAUCGUCUUUGGGUCGUCAAUGUUGGUGACAUCAAACCCUACGAGAUCCCCAUCUCGCAUUGGUUCGAUCUUGCAUAUGACAUCGAUGCUUUUGAUGAGACUAGCACACCCGCCUGGAUCGAAGACUGGGCUUCGCGAACCUUUGACAGUGAGCACGCAAAGGCGAUAUCAGAUAUCAUCGACAAGUACAACUUCCUAUCCAACAUGCGCAAAUUUGAGCUUGUUGAGCCACAGGAUUACAGUGUGCUGAACUAUCAGGAGGCUGACAAGCUGAUCGCUCAGUGGAUUGAAAUCGGCAAGAAAGCGCAAGCCAUUUUUGAUGUACUGCCGGAAUCUCAGCAGCCGUCCUUCUACCAGACCGUACUUCAUCCUGUUCUUGCGGGAGGCAAUCAUGUAGACAUACAGGUCUCCAGUGCGAAGAACAUAAUCUACUCGGGACAAUCGAGGAACAGUGCCAACAAACUUUUCCAACGAGUUCUUGAUGGAAUGAAGACGGACCACAACCUCACUCGCCAAUACCAUACACUUCUGAACGGUAAAUGGAAUCACAUGAUGGAUCAGACACAUAUCAAUUACCAGGGCUACUGGCAACAGCCCAUGCGCCAAAUGACACCUUACCUCCGAUGGGUGCAAACGCUGGAGCGAUCCCUUGCCGGUGAUAUGGGUGUCACCGUUGAAGGCAGCAAUGCGACAAUUCCAGGUGAUGAUAUUUGGCAUUCAAAUGGCGGAGGAUCAUUGGAUCUCGUACCAAUUUCCCCAUACACGCCACCCCGCUGGAUUGAGAUCUAUAGCGUCGGCACGCAACCUUUCGAUUGGAAGAUUCAGGCGGAGCCCUUUGUUAAGCUCUCCAAGUCCUCUGGCACCAUUUCUCCUGAUGAUGAUGAUGUUCGUGUAUAUGUCGAGAUUGAUUGGACGAAAGCACCCACUGGCACUGGCAAGAAGACCGUUCUCAACAUCACAUCCUCUACUGGUUACGGAACUCAGUAUGGCAUGCCGACUGUCAAUCUUCCCAUCAACAACACCGUUAUUCCCUCCUCCUUCACAAAUGGUUUCGUCGAGUCUUCUGGUCAGGUUGCCUUCGAAGCCGAGCACUACACACGGGUCACUCCAAUUGGGAAUCUUUCCUACCAACUACUUCCAGGCCUUGGCCGCACACUCUCUGCAAUCAAACUCAACUCGAACUCCGAAGCGAGUGCGGGUCUCACCUCAUCUACCGCCCCGUUACUCGAGUACGACUUCUAUACCUUCACGCCCACCACUGCCGCAAAAGCUCUUAACGUGACCCUCAUCUUCUCUCCUACCCUCAAUAUCAACCCCAAGCAGCCUCUCGCUUACAUUGCUCAGAUCGACGACAAGCCUGAGCAGCGCCGUCAAUACGUUGUGGAUCAACCUCAACCCAAGUUCCCAGCCGGUUGGGAGUUUGCAGUUGCCCAGAAUGCCUGGAAGAAUGUUACCAGCUGGGGCGAGGUCAAACCAGGAGCACAUACUUUGAAGCUCUGGCUUGUAGAACCGAAUGUUGUGCUUCAGAAGGUCGUCUUGGAUUUGGGUGGGGUCGUGUAUAGCCAUAAUGGACCACCCGAGAGCUUCCGCGUUGGACGCAACGGAACAGCCGCUAGGAGAGACUUGUAA
Aaosphaeria arxii CBS 175.79 is the source of this 3081-nucleotide messenger RNA. RefSeq names its product glycoside hydrolase family 115 protein. Lineage: Eukaryota; Fungi; Ascomycota; Dothideomycetes; Pleosporales. The transcript is spliced from 4 exons. The record is from RefSeq and is a predicted model, not a curated record. Bases 1 to 3081 code for a protein of 1026 amino acids.